Microdochium trichocladiopsis is the source of this 1329-nucleotide messenger RNA. RefSeq names its product transcriptional regulator of RNA polII, SAGA, subunit-domain-containing protein. Gene Ontology annotation, cellular component: SAGA complex. The record is from RefSeq and is a predicted model, not a curated record. Gene Ontology annotation, biological process: regulation of transcription by RNA polymerase II. Gene Ontology annotation, molecular function: transcription coactivator activity. Bases 1 to 1329 code for a protein of 442 amino acids. The transcript has 4 exons. Lineage: Eukaryota; Fungi; Ascomycota; Sordariomycetes; Xylariales; Microdochiaceae.
AUGCCUGACAUAGAUCCAGCGGCGCUCAGCCGCCCUUUGGUCGCGCAGACGACCCCCGUCCUCAAAACGAUCACCGUCUCCUCCUCAUCCAUCCCAAAAGUCACAAAGUCGAGCCACUUCAUUCCUGCACGUAUAGACCUCGAACCGCUAUACUCCGCACUCAAAUUUGCCAUCGGGCCCGAACAAUGGACUCUGUACAAGGAGUCCAUCUCAAAAUUCAUACUUGGUCAGCUCAAUCAACAAGAGUAUUCGGAUCGUGUAGAUCCGAUUCUCGCGACACUGAAUGGCGACAGGUAUCACCUCCACAACCAGCUGAUUGCAGCCAUAUAUGGAAACCUCACCAGGGAGAUGCCCGACCAGGGGCUUGCACCAUGGGUUUCUGCUAAUGACAAACCCACCGCAAACACUGGCGCCAAGCCUGUGACUGGUGAUGCCGCCGAGCGGAGACUCAAGGGAGAGGUUAUGCAACUGCCCAGUCGCGACCGGCGGCGGAUCAAAGACCUUGCGCAUAAUGAUUUUGAUCCAUUCGAGUCCAUGGCCAACAUGUUUGCUGAGCAUCACCGCGGCAAGACACAUCGCGCGCCGGAUGUUCCUCAGAGCGCUACAGGCUUAAAUAAGAUGAACUUUGAUUUGGAAAUCCGGAAGAGGUUCGGUCAGCCUUUGGGUGUAGAGUCCGGAGAAUUCCCUGACCAAGCAACAAUCGAGGCCCGAAUGCUGCCAAUGUGCUAUGAGAACGGCCUCGUCAGUGGCCAUACAAGUGAUGCCGCACAAUACUUGUCUGUGGCUGCCGAGACUUAUAUCAAGGAGUUUCUAUCCACAGUCUUCCGGCGAACGAAAAGCAAUGGCCCGGGCGACUCGAGCAGUGCCGGCUUUGGGUCCGGUGCGAGCUGGAUUCAGACACACAAGUACAAGAAGCAGCUCCGGCGGGAAGAGCAGGCUUUGGCAAGAGGCGAGCUUUCCCGAGACAAGGCCGGCCUGCUACCCGUCGAGGCACGUGCUGCUGGAGAGCGAGGUCCACUUGAUAUGGCCGAUUUGCGACUCGCUCUCGAACUCGGUGAUUGUGGCAUAGCCACGAUACCAAUCGUCACCAGGUCCAUUAUCUACGGCUACCGCGAGGGCGAGCUCGAUCACUGGAACAACUAUACAUAUAUCCAGGAUCAAACACCAGGUCCUUUCGAGGAAUUGAAUCUGGAGACGACCGCCCUAACGAAUGGCUUCCACGAUCCUGACGCCAUGGACGUUGACGCAGACCAGUACGGCUGGGAUGGUGGAGAAGCCCAGGAUGUCCAGUCGCUGGACAGCAUCCUUGAUUCGUGCCUGGCUCUAUGA